Dermacentor albipictus is the source of this 3847-nucleotide messenger RNA. RefSeq names its product phosphatidylinositol glycan anchor biosynthesis class O (gene PIG-O). NCBI's taxonomy places the organism in Eukaryota, Metazoa, Arthropoda, Arachnida, Ixodida, Ixodidae. Gene Ontology annotation, molecular function: mannose-ethanolamine phosphotransferase activity. Gene Ontology annotation, cellular component: endoplasmic reticulum membrane. Gene Ontology annotation, biological process: GPI anchor biosynthetic process. The record is from RefSeq and is a predicted model, not a curated record.
GCCAAGUCAGAGAAGCGGCCCCAAAUUUGCCGUCUGAUCAGCAGUGCACAUGGGAGUGCACAUUUGAAUGGCUUCUAAUCGCAUGCUUCGCAACCCCCGUUGCUGAAAUGAAACUUCUAGCACCAUCAUCACAUCUUAGCAAGAGAACUGCCGCAUCUCAAUGCGCUGUUAUAGCUGCUGUAUCAAGGUGCUAAACGCUUCAGUGCAGGACUUCUGCUGCGACUGUCCGUGCACCAGCCGCGAUUGUGCGUUCGCAUGCCCUUGGUUAUACUGGUGCACCCUUCCCUCUUGUAUCGCAACCAGUGUUCGCUAAAGAAAUGUACCGCUCUGCAGUAUUGACAGUUGCUCUAGGCGUUGCUAUAUGCGGUGUCUGUCUGUUUUGUUGUGGCUUCUUGCUCCAAAGACAAGCUAUCGAAGAACAUAGUGAAUGCUCUGACAUCACAGUCUUCUACCGAUCUACUGGGAAGUCCACGGCCCUCCCUAGCCCAAUUUGCUGGUAUCCGGCAAAGUUUAAGAAAGUGGUAAUUUUGCUAAUCGACGCCUUGAAGCUGGAGUUCGCUCUGUAUGGACCCCCGUGGGAUGAAAGCGAGCAUUAUCGAAACAAGAUGCCCGUUUUCUCCGAGUUGUCUGCUGGUACCGGCGCUGAGCGCACCGUUUUGCUCAAGUUUGUGGCGGAUGCCCCCACUACAACAGUGCAGAGGUUGAAGGCAUUGAUGACUGGAGGACUGCCGACGUUUAUUGACGCUGGUACUAAUUUUUAUCAAACUGAGGUGCGAGAAGACAAUUUGAUCAGUCAGAUGUUCAAGAUGGGCAAGAAGGUUGUGUUCAUGGGCGACGACGCUUGGGUCAACCUUUUUCCUGGAAAAUUCGCCCGUGCGUACGCGUACCCCUCGUUUGUAGUAAAGGAUUUACACACAGUCGACAAUGGUGUUCUCGAACACCUUUAUCCGGAGCUGGACAAUCCAGAUGGAUGGGAUGUUCUGGUGGCUCACUUCCUUGGCGUGGACCACUGCGGUCAUUGGCUAGGCCGGAAUCAUCCAGCCAUGGCUGCCAAGCUCACCCAACUUGACCAGGUGAUAAGAUCAGUGGUUUCAAAAAUUACUGAGGACACCCUACUCUUGGUGAUGAGUGAUCAUGGAAUGACGAUUGAUGGUGACCAUGGUGGAGAAACAGAAGAUGAAAUUGAGGCAGUGCUUUUUCUCCAUGCCAAGAAACCUUUUCUGUCACCUCAGAGCAAUGCAAGUUUUGUGACCGAAACAUCCAGUCCUCCUUCCAUAGCCCAGGUGGAUCUUGUGCCCACUUUAUCAAUGCUUUUUGAUGUGCCCAUUCCAUAUUCUAACCUUGGCUCUUUGAUGCUACAAGCUUUUCCGGGCAUUGAGAUGGAGCAUGCUGUUCCAGGCCAGCUACUGCCACUUUGGCUGAAUGUUCAGCAGGUGGCGCGUUACUUAGGCAAGGUUCCCAACACUCCCCUGCAUCCAGAACUGAGAAUGCAGAAACUGCGGCAGCUGUGGGACCGAUGCCUUGAUGAGCAAGGAAGUGCUGAAGCAACCAGGGAUUUCAUCAAUGCCUCCGUGGCAUUCCUGCAGGAUGCAAGACAUGCCGCCCAUGAGGUCUGGGCUACAUUUGACAUCCCUCGUAUGUAUGCCGGCUUAGCAAUGGCUGUACUUGGAUCACUGUUGCUGCUAUGCUGGUGCUGUUAUCACCUUAGAGAAGGAAGUGCCUCUGAUGUACUGAGGAGCCCUACAAGUGUUUGUGCUGUUUGUUGGCUCUUGAUGCCCUUCUCCAACAGCUUUGCUGUAGCUGAACACAAGGUGGUUCUAUACCUCUUUCAAACAUUGCUUGUGGCAUCCAUCAUCUGCAAGGGCCCUGUCACAUUGAGCACUAGUCGGAGCCGUGCCUUGACUUUGUGCCUAGUGGGCACACUAACAGCUACAAGGCUGUCAGCGCUGUUCUGGCGCUGUCGGGAAGAGCACCUAGGUCAGCCAUGUGAAGAGAGCCUUCUACAGAAGAACCCCUCGGAGCCUCAGUCAUGGGGCCUUGAGCGAGUGCUGGCGGCAAGUGGCGGCGCCAUACUGCUGACUUGGUGUUCAUGGCCACCACGAGCUUCUGCUGGCCUCGCUGGUGCUUUGGCAAGGGUGGGCCUGAUGGCUGCUACUGGUGCCUUACUGGCACACUGGUUUGUCCAGCUCAAGCCACCUGCCACCAUCCAGAAUGUGCUUGGCUCUCACCAGGAGCUUCUUCCAAACACAGCUAUGGUGAUGAGCAUAGCUUUGGCACUGCUUGGCUGGGCUGUGCCCCACUCACCCCCAGGGAAUAUGAGCCUGCUGCCUGCAUCUGCCUUGCUGUUCCUUUUGACUCUGGCUGGCGAAAGCUAUGCACUACCACUUUGCUUGAUGGUUGCUGCCCUUUGGGGACUUUCAAACCUGUGGUCUUUGCUGCCUCCAACAGAUGUGUGGGGACCAUUGCUGUGCUGGUUGCUCAUGGGCCAGCUGGGCUUCUUUAGCACAGGCCAUCAGACGAGCUUCUCGACAAUCCAUUGGAAAGUGGCAUUUGUGGGUGCACCCAUAGAUCAGCCACCCAUGACCCUGGGUGCAGUAAAAGUGCUGCUGAACACGUUUGCUGGCCCAUUAGUGGCAGGUGCCAGCCUUCCCGUCAUGCAAGGCACAUUUUGUACACAAGGCAUGUCUCCUAUCAUGAAGCAAGUUAUGCCAUUUGUUGCUUACUGUACACUACUUCUGCUGCAGGUCUGCAGCACAAUGGCGUCAUGCUUGCUUCUGCGCCGUCACCUAAUGGUGUGGACUAUAUUCGCACCACGACUUGUUUUUCAAGUGUUGUCAGCAUUUUUCAGCAUUGUGGCAGUCUUCAUUGGUUGGGUGACAUCACGAAGAAUAUUGUCAAGGACACAAAUUUUUCAUAUAGACUGAUUUGUGUCAUUAGCAGUACUGUAAUAGGUCUUAAAAUAUUCUAGGUUAACUCAACAGUAGACUCUAUUGUCUUCACAAAGAAGGCAUAGAUUUGAAAAAUUGAAAAUCAACCAUCUGUGUCACAGUGUUGGGAAGUCAGUGCCUGUGGACAGGAAUGGAAAGUUGCAUGAGGUGCUUAGAUUGCAUGGUUUCUCCAGGUCACAUCACUCUGAGAAACCUCAUCUUUGAGGCAACACUUCACUGCCUGUACAAAUACUUCUUGUAUACAUUCCGACGAGAGUAGUAAUACUGCCCGUAUUUAGUGGCCGUUUACACGGCUCAGUUUUUUUCACUGCCUUCAUGCUUCUUUCAGACUAACUAGUCAGUGGCGGGAGUUUACUGUCAUUGUAGAGUGCCCAGUAUAUUAGCAGUAUUUUGGUCUGCUGGGGACAAAAAUCUUUGAGGCAGCAUCUGUGGCACUGGACAUAUGAUGUUUCGGAUCAGCCAUUGUGUGAUUUGUAGUGUUCACUUUUUAUUAAUAUACAUUAGUGUGGCUUAUAAAAGAAGUUGACUGACAUUUAUAUGCAGUUUGUUGAGUGCUGAAGCUGUCUGUGUGGACAUGAAUCUCGAAGAUCAGCCACGGUAUUGCUGAAGGUAGUCUAAAAUAUUAAGCUGUAAAAUAUCAUCACAUGCUUGUUUUUGCCUUGUCUUAAAACAUUGUACAGACUUACGUUUUAUUCUUUUAUUACUCAUAUUUUUCUUUUGACUUAUAGUGCAAACCUCCCUGCCACAAUGUUGUUGCUUUAGGCUCCUCUCAUUACUUCCCUUUAAAACAAAAAUUAUUAUUCAUUGUCAAACACAAAUCUGUGGCUCAUCUUGUUAUGUCUAAGCAGGUUCAUUGGUUUUUAAAUCUUAUUAAGAUUAAAAAAGUUGGGGUAUCUCCA